Messenger RNA from Durusdinium trenchii, 1845 nucleotides. NCBI's taxonomy places the organism in Eukaryota, Dinophyceae, Suessiales, Symbiodiniaceae. The record is from the annotation of a GenBank genome assembly.
AUGGACAUUCGAAUAGAUGAGAUUAUGAGGUUGAGGGAGGAAAAAAAGAAGGAGAAGCGGGCAGAUGAUUUAGCAAAGAGCAUGCUGAAGAAUGCCGGUAUAGACCACAACAAGGUCUUUCAAAAAGCACACAGUGGCUACAAUGCCCCCGGUCAUUGGACUGAGUUCAAGAAAGCCCUGGUUGGUGAAGCUGAGCUCAGCUGCAGAAUCUGUCAUGAUUUGAUGCUGAAACAUUCCCUGGAGAUUUGCAAGAUCGAUGAGCAUUGUCACGAUUCUGUAGAAUCCACGAAACUUGCAUUAGUGCCGGAAAGCCGUGAUUUGCUUCCAGUGGCUCAACAAGAUGAUCCUCAAGCUCUACAACAGAAGAUGGCGAAGAACCCUAUCAAGCGCUUGGAAGAGGAUGGGCAGAUGUGCGUUGGGGUUGACAUCACUUCGGAUCAGGGUUCAAAGACAGAGCUCGGCUGUAUGCGCGAGAGGGCGCGCAAGGGGAUGGCAGGCGCAUGCAAGAGAUGCUUUCAAAUGUGCAACAGGGAGAAGCUUGUGAGGCACCUGAAGCAGUGGUGCAUGCGACUGGACUAUGUGAAGUUGAUGCAGUUUGCACAGUCUUCGAACAAGGAACAGCAGGAAGAUUUUGCUGCUGAAAUGGAACGACGAUGGAAGGUGGAUGGCAACAGCCUGGCGCAGAUGACUUUCAGUGAUUUGCUCUUUCUCGCGAAGAAUCAGUUUCAGAACAUUGGAGUCAAGUAUCAGAGUCUUGGUUUGCGUGCCUACAUCGACAGAAACUUGUCGUACCUGACCAAGAGCUCGCGCGCUUCAAUUCCUCCGGAAGUGAAACCCAAGCUGCAGGCAUACCUUGAUGCUUUAUCCCAAGGAAAGCUAAGAAGCCAAGCUCGAUCCAAGAUUGACUACCUCGAUCCACAGCUUCCUCAUUUCUUUGCAGCGCGGGGUGAGCAGCUGGACCAGGCAGUUGCUGCAGCAAUCAAGUUGCUGGACACUGCCCAGUCCAGUUCCUACAUGAUAGUAAGAGAUGAGGUUGUGUACGCCAAGCAGUGGCAACUGGUUUAUGACCUGGUUGAAGAAGGCAAGCCCACUUGUGUGGGAGGUAUGGCUCCAGACCAUUGCCUCAUACCACCCCGUGAAGACGACACCUUCCCCACAGUGAAGGCAGAACAUUUGGCCUCUGUGCGCGUCUCCACGUGUUUGAAACCUCUCCACACACGAGGGCAGCUCUUCCAGAUUCAGCAAGUUCCGAGACAUCGCUUGACCAACCAGGACGAAGAAUUCGCAGAGGUUGCCACUAUUUUGGACAGAUGUGCGCAGCAAAACUUUGGUGUUCCAUCUACUGCAGUUGCAUUUGACGGGCACUUGUCCUUCGAACGGCUGAAUGCUACUCUUCUGGGGCUCACCAAAGACUCUGUUGGUGAAAGCUCGCACGCCUUUUUCCAGAAAUGCACAGCCUACAUCCGGCACAAGACUUUCAACCUGUUUGGCUACUUCUUUUCGUGGAGUGCUUUGGUGAAUGGUGGGCUUCCGGAAUCUAGUGCUUUCGGAAAGGAUGUGCAUGCAGAUCGUGAAGCUGCCCGGUGCUUUAAUCCGCAGUACCUGCGAAGUUACAAUGCAUGGGAUAGCGUCGGUGCACGUCUCUUCCAGUUUGUCUUCAAUUUGGUUUUUGCAUCCUGGACCGCCUCUUCCGGAUACACUACAGAACAAUUGAUUCAGAAUGCCUUGAGCGCUUACUACAUGCUCCUGGCGGCGGGCUGGUAUGCCUACAGCAACCAUGGCAAUAACUGGUAUAUGCAUUUCCUGCCCCGCAGAACCUUCAAGAACCUGGUGUCUCUUGGAUGA